AUGGGUAUCGCUGCAAGACUUGCAAUCAUUCCUCAAGAAAUUCUAAAUAUAGAAAACGAGAAGCUCGAACUAGAGCAAAGCCUGGAUCUCACCCAGGAGCCUAUGUUUCUCUCUUUCGUCGAUCCAGUAGUUUGGAUACACAAUCCAGUAGUUUGGAUAGAAAAUUAUAGACUUUAUGUUCGGGACAAAAUCCGCAUUCUUGAAAUGCGGAAGAGGGCGCUGCUGAGCGAACAGCAAUCGCUCAUCGUGAAGGCUGCCCUCCGCGGUGACCGUGGAAACUAA
This is a messenger RNA of Miscanthus lutarioriparius, 282 nucleotides long. The record is from the annotation of a GenBank genome assembly. Lineage: Eukaryota; Viridiplantae; Streptophyta; Magnoliopsida; Poales; Poaceae.